UGACGUAGACUGGUUGCUUUCAUUAAACUGCUAGCAUUGAUUCAACAAUGCAUCCAAAAGUUUCCGCCGAUGCAGCCAUCAAUUUACCGCCGGUUGAUCCGGUCUUCUUAACUUGGGAAGGUUUGUCGGUAACUGCAAAGAAAACGAAACGUUUAUUACUUCACGAUGUUACGGGGAUUGCUCAACCGGGGCAGCUAAUCGCCCUAAUGGGUGCAAGGUUUCAAAUUUUGGCCGUUUUGAUUUAA
Molecule: messenger RNA, 245 nt
Organism: Loa loa (African eye worm)
Lineage: Eukaryota; Metazoa; Nematoda; Chromadorea; Rhabditida; Onchocercidae
Exons: 1
Coding region: 48-245 (65 amino acids)
Source: RefSeq, a predicted model, not a curated record